AUGGGAGACCUGGACGGGCUACUUACAAACAUGAAUUUGUUUGAACAACGGAAUACUAUUCCACCGAUAAUCGACAUGUCACUUUCACAACUUCUAAAAGAAAUUCAACAACCCCGGUUUUACCCUGAUGUAAAAGGGAAAACGAUCAAAAAGAUAGAAAAGUUCCGCGACCGCUCGCGAGCCGUUGCGAUUCGCCAAGUACCGAUUUCUGUUGGAGGGACUCGCGAUGAUCUGGACCCAACGGAGUAUUUUGUGAAAGAAUAUAACACUUUAUGUAAUGAAAUAGUCAAGGACAUUGCCGAGAAGUCGUUCUUUAACAAAGAGAAGGAAGAAAUGACGGACCCUGGCCUUGAUAUUGAAAUCGAAGAAUGUCCGAUGCCUUUGAAUGUUCUUGGAAACGUUCUUGACUUGCUUAAUAGUCAACUUGAUGUUGAGUACGAGACAGUACUUCCUCUAUUCUCUAAAGAGUUUGUCUCCCUUCCCGUCCAGUUUGUUGUUGGAUUGGCUAAACUCGACUCUGCACUGAGAAAUGGGACAUGUGAUGGGACUAUUUCCGAUCGAGGUUCACAUAUGGAUUAUUCACAAGAUAAUGCAAUUCGGUGUGCGUCUUUGGACUUCUUAGAAAUCCUGUUCUCGGACUUGUUGUUCGGCGACACGGAAAGAACACCACAGAAAGUCCAGGCGAGACUUGCGAGUUUGGCGGAGCAGCUGUUGAUGCAAAUGGGACACGUUCUUGUGAUGAAAAAGAAAUACACGGCAAUCAUUUAUUUGAUGUUACGUGGUGGACUGAAAUAUGAUCUUUUGACGUACUUGGCCACCCCGGACUGUCAUGCUCUUCCACCACUAUUUGUUGAGUUAGUCAAGAUAUACAUUGGACGUACAGAGACCUUUAACCAACAACACAAAUACGCGCUAGAAAUGGCAAUGAAGGCUUUCAUUGAAAGUAAAGAUUACUUUGGGAUACUCGUCUGUUCAAUAAUGAGUGGUGUGGAAGUGAUUGGGAGGUUCCGCGAGAUCGAUGUCGUAGUGAAGUACUCUCUUGAUGACUUCAUAUGGUAUUACCUUACUGUACUUUCUAAUGAUAUUGAACGAAGGAAAACGUUUAUGUAUCAAAUGUCAUGUGAGACGUCGAUCGUGUACCCUUAUUUGUAUUGUGUUGUAUCUCAAUUUACCCAAUGUUUGGCUAUUUUGCUUCAUGACACGAACAAAACGUAUGAGAAUAUCAUAGCAGUUAUUAUGAUGUGCGAGUUGUUGGAAAGGCACGACAUGAUCACGAUCAGUAAAGCGAAUACAUUGGAACAGUUGAUGAAGAGAGGCCUGAUUGAGACAAAUUGCGUGUUUAAUAAAGCCAAGUUCAUACUCUUAGUGAUUAAGACGUACCAACCGACACCUGUUGAUAUACAGAAAUUGCUGAAUCUUCUUGACCGGAAAUAUUACAAAGAAGCGUUGAUUAAAGUAGUUGUUGAGUAUGGACGUUCUGAUAUGAUGAAUGAGGACGGAGUCUUGUGUGAUGUUGAGUGUGUAGAAACGAUCAGCCGGAAAUCGGAGCUUGAGAAUCCUGAGGUUGCGAUGAUGGUCAACUCUAUAACAGGGAAUAUGAACGAGUAUGUUCGGAUCAUUAAUGAUCGUGCUGCGAUGAUGUUAAAUGACCGAGGGGAACGCGAGAAUGCACGAAAUGAGUUGGGGAGAGUGACAGAUAUUGUGUUGAAAGAUGUGAACGACAUUGGAGUGAGGAACGAUUUCUAUUUACUCAACAAGAUAUGCGACGGGUAUGAUGCGUGCGAGAGAAAAGAUAUUCAAUUUGUCAUGAAAUUUGUUUCCGAGGGAGAAGUCUUCCCCGUUGGAUUUCCUGGAAUUGAUCAGUGCGUUGUUAACAUCCAAACGAUUAAGUCGUACGUGUUAAGAAAAGUCCUCAACGGCAUUUACUUUGAGUUUGUGAAUUUACUCAUCGAAUUUUUGAACGAAGCUGCGCGAACGGGAAUUGUGAACAGUAAUUUGAAUGUCCCUGUGGUGAAGGAAAUCGUCAAAAGUUGCUUUGUAGUCAUUAGCUUCUUGCCUCAAUAUUUUGUAGAACAACCUUUCUUACAACUGAUGAAUGCUAACAGGUACUUACUCGCCUAA
Entamoeba invadens IP1 is the source of this 2121-nucleotide messenger RNA. RefSeq lists its product as hypothetical. Bases 1 to 2121 code for a protein of 706 amino acids. The record is from RefSeq and is a predicted model, not a curated record. The transcript has 4 exons. NCBI's taxonomy places the organism in Eukaryota, Evosea, Mastigamoebida, Endamoebidae.